Messenger RNA from Trypanosoma grayi, 939 nucleotides. RefSeq names its product nucleotide-binding protein. Lineage: Eukaryota; Euglenozoa; Kinetoplastea; Trypanosomatida; Trypanosomatidae. Bases 1 to 939 code for a protein of 312 amino acids. Gene Ontology annotation, molecular function: ATP binding; ATP hydrolysis activity; 4 iron, 4 sulfur cluster binding. Gene Ontology annotation, cellular component: cytosol. The record is from RefSeq and is a predicted model, not a curated record. The transcript has a single exon. Gene Ontology annotation, biological process: iron-sulfur cluster assembly.
AUGCAAAAUGCAAAUGCCGAGUGUGUUGGCCCUGAGAGCCCAGAGGCCGGAACUGCUGCCUCUUGCCAAGGAUGCCCAAACGCAUCCAUAUGUGCCUCUGCACCUAAAGGACCCGAUCCGGAUAUUGAAUUGAUUAAACAGCGUCUUUCAGGUGUCAAGAAAAAGGUGAUGAUCAUCAGUGGAAAGGGUGGUGUUGGAAAAAGUACACUUACGAAGGAGCUUGCUUUUUUCCUCGGAAAAAGGGGGUUGAACGUAGGAGUAGUGGACCUGGAUAUUUGUGGACCUUCGCUUCCACGCCUAACGGGUGUUCGGGGGGAGGAUGCGCAUCAAAGCGCUGCUGGCAUCGAACCUGUUCUAAUCGAUGAAACGGUUUCUAUGAUGUCUAUGCACUAUCUACUGGGAGAGAAAAACGAAGCCGUUCUCUUUCGAGGCCCUCGAAAGAAUGGUGUCAUUAAGAUGUUUCUAAAAGACGUAAUUUGGGGCGACCUUGACAUUAUGCUUAUUGACACUCCUCCUGGAACUUCAGAUGAACACAUCACUGCAGCAUCACUUUUGCAGCAGUGUGAUGGCGUUAGCGGUGCCGUCCUAAUUACCACACCCCAGUUGAUCUCAGAAGCUGACGUAAGGCGAGAGGUAAACUUUUGUCAGAAGGCAAAGCUGCCGGUACUGGGAAUUGUGGAAAAUAUGAGUGGCUUCGUAUGCCCCAACUGUGGCGGAAGUUCCGUCAUCUUUCCCCGUGCCAACUCUGAGGGGGCUGGGAAACGUUUGAGUAAAGAGUUUGAUAUACCGCUUUGGGGAGAGGUUCCCUUGGAUCCUGUAUUGAUGAAAGCGUGCGAGGAAGGUGUUCCUUUAACCGAUAAAGUUGAUUGUGUGAGCCCAACCACAGAGGUGCUAUAUUCAGUCGCUGCAAAGCUUGUUGCGUCCCUAAAUAUGGAGUAA